CGCCGGUUUUGGUUCAGCGAGGGAGCGCAUGAAUAAUCUCUGCGUAAUGCAAAGAAGUGGAGGGGGUCCGUCAACGAGAUAUUCACUGAUCAGAACGAGUUACAAAACAAGGCGCUUUUCCGCCCGAUCACGGCUCCAACGGCACCACUUAGCAUCGAGCCUUCGUUGGACCAAGCCAAGUGAGCGAUUUUCCUUCGUUUAUCAUUGCAUUGUAGAAGAUGUCGUUCCUCAAGAUGUGGCCAGCGUUGAUGUUGCUCAGUGUUGUUUCCUCAACUGCAGCUCAAUCUUACGACUACAUCAUCGUAGGUGGAGGUACAGCAGGUUCAGCUUUAGCUACCCGCCUGAGUCUUGGCCUUCCUGAUGCUCAAAUUCUGCUUCUCGAGGCUGGCCCAUCUGCUCUGGACGAGCUCCGCAUCAAUGUACCCGGUCUCAGAGGCUCGAUCUUAGGCACGGAAUAUGACUGGAACUUCACUUCAAUCGAUCAGAGCGCUCUCGGUGGCCGUCAAAUUCCCGUCAACCGCGGCAAGGUUCUGGGUGGCUCAUCGGCCAUGAACUACCUUUGCUAUGACCGUGCCGCUGCGGCCGAGUACGAGGCCUGGGGUGAGAUGGGUAGCGAAGGCUGGUCUUGGGAUGUCAUGAUCGAAGCCAUGACCAAGUCGGAGAACUUCACCGGCUCCGACAAGGACCCUCGUGGUCGCUCUGGUCCCAUUCGUAACACUUACAACCGCGUGGUGUACGACGUGCUCAACACAUGGCAGCCAGCCGGAACGGAACUCGGCCUUCCCAUCAACGAGGAAGGUAACAUGCACGGCAACCCAAUCGGCAUCAUGUUCCAGGGGACCAACAUUGACAACACCGACUACUCGCGGUCUUACAGCGCCAAUAGCUACCUUCCACUUGCCGGGUCGAACCUCGAGGUGAAGACCAAUGCACAAGUCAUCAAGGUCAACCUUAACGAGACUUGCAACAACGAUUUCACUGCCACGGGUGUGACACUGGCCGACGGUACCGUUUUCAACGCUGCCAAGGAGGUCAUCUUGUCUGCUGGUUCCAUCCAGAGCCCUGGUCUGCUCGAACUAUCAGGUAUCGGCCAGACGGCUGUGAUCGAAGCCGCCGGUGUUGAGCCUCUCAUUGACUUGCCCGGCGUUGGUGAGAACUACCAAGACCACAUCCGCACAUCCAACGUGUAUCGUCUUAAGGAUGAGUUUGACUCUUUCGAUGCUCUCAUCUUUGACUCUAGCGGUGCCAACGCCACUGCUGAGCUGCAAAAGUGGAUUGAUGGCGAAGUGUCUCUCUACGACUACACGACCGCGGCGUACGGGUUCCUUAACUGGGCUCAAAUUGACAGGAAUGCUCAAGCCGAGAUCAUUGCUCUUGCAGAGGCAGAGUUUGGCAACAGCACCAACCCCAUUGAUAAGAAGAAGCUCGAGUUUCUCAAAGACGACUCCGUCCCGGACUAUGAACUCAUCUUUGACGCAAACUACGUCGGCGCGGCCGGAUACCCUGGUUCCGGCAAGUUCAUUACCAUCUUCAGCACCGUCAUGCAUGCUCUCAGCCGGGGCAAUGUGCACAUUGAUCCCACGAGCCCUACCGGCAAGCCCGUCAUCGACCCUAAGUUCCUGAGCAACGAGCACGACAUUAAAGCCGCCGUCGAGGGCGCCAAGUUCGCGCGCAAGAUUGCCGAGGCGGGGCCCCUCAAGGCCGUCUGGGAAGUUGAGACGGAGCCAGGUCCGGAUGUUCUGACUGAUGAUCAGUUCCGUGACUUCGCUGUCAACACGGUCACGAGCUUCUACCACCCGGUCGGAACCUGCUCUCUUCUCCCCAAGGCUGAGGGCGGUGUUGUCGAUGCUGAUCUGCGGGUCUAUGGUACGCAGAACCUGCGAGUAGUCGACAACAGUAUUGUGCCAAUCAUUGUUUCUGGCCACAUUCAGACGGCUGCGUAUGGUGUUGCCGAGGUGGCGGCUGCUAAGAUCAUUGCAAGUGCUAUUUGA
This is a messenger RNA of Colletotrichum acutatum, 1991 nucleotides long. Its product is annotated as GMC oxidoreductase. The record is from RefSeq and is a predicted model, not a curated record. The coding region runs from base 219 to 1991 and encodes 590 amino acids. Gene Ontology annotation, molecular function: oxidoreductase activity, acting on CH-OH group of donors; flavin adenine dinucleotide binding. The transcript has 3 exons. Lineage: Eukaryota; Fungi; Ascomycota; Sordariomycetes; Glomerellales; Glomerellaceae.